Messenger RNA from Symsagittifera roscoffensis, 1137 nucleotides. RefSeq names its product probable splicing factor, arginine/serine-rich 6. Gene Ontology annotation, cellular component: nuclear speck. Lineage: Eukaryota; Metazoa; Xenacoelomorpha; Acoela; Convolutidae. Gene Ontology annotation, molecular function: RNA binding. Gene Ontology annotation, biological process: mRNA splicing, via spliceosome. The transcript is spliced from 7 exons. Bases 485 to 997 code for a protein of 170 amino acids. The record is from RefSeq and is a predicted model, not a curated record.
GUUGGUAUGUAUUGUGUCUUUUUGAAUUAUUGUUUGUCCUGACAUGAUUUGAUAUAAUGAUCAGCUGUAUGUUUUAAAUGAGGCACUGGUGUCUUAACUUAUUUCGGUGAGUCACCAAGUUCCAAUUGCGUGAGUUGUGCUAAUUCAUUCAUUGUUGUUUCCUCUGUCCCGUGUAAAUCUAUGUUAUGCCCGACUGUGCCAUGUUGGUUAUAACAAUUUGCUCUGUUCCAUCGAUACAAAUCUGAUAUCUUAUUUACGUGGUCUCCUCUCUUUCCUUGUCCUGACUCUUUCACGCUUAUCGUCCUUACAUAACAUUAUCUUCCCCUUGGUGCUGAAAUCAUUUGUAUUUAUUAGGAAAACUGCUUAACAUUUAAGCAAAAAAAUUAUCUUAUGUAACUAUCAGAUUAAUUAUUUUGGUGAGCAGUAAAAUUUGUAAAAAUCUGGAUCCAUUUCAAAUUGAUCAAAUCGUGUGAACUGAUCAACAAUGCCCGGCAGAGGAGACGAAGUGCACAAAGUGUACAUUGGCAAUCUAGGCAACAAUGGGGAGGAGAACGAGAUAAGACGCAAGUUCGAGAAGUGUGGGGAGAUCAAGACAGUCUGGAUAGCCCGCUCGCCCCCCGGAUUUGCAUUUGUCGAGUUCUACGAGCGAGAGGACGCCGACUACGCCGUCGACAAACUCGAUGGAGCGACUGUGUGUGGAUGCCGAGUGCGAGUUGAGUUGUCCCAUGGGAAGAGAAGAGGCGAAGAUAGAUUCGGAGGCGGUGGUGGCGGAAGACGCAGGGACAGAAGCAGGAGCAGGAGCCGCAGUCGCGACCGAGGACGAGGAGGCCGUGGAAGAAGGUCGAAGAGUACAUCUUCACCACGAAGACAGAGAACGAGGUCGAGGUCUAACUCCUCGAGGGACAGAUUCGGAAGACGCAAGAGGAAGGAGAACACCAGAUCUCGAUCCAAGUCCACCAGGGUGCAACCCGAUGAAGAGAAAAAGGGAGUGGAGUAAUGGCUUCAAACAACCGAAAAUAUUUGUAAAUGAGACCACGCAAAUAGUUCUUCAUAAGCAGCAGGUGAUUGAUCGAUUCAACUACAUACAUAUUGAACAAACGAAGGCCAUGCGAUCACCUGAAGCCAAUUCGAACCACA